Lotus japonicus is the source of this 1775-nucleotide messenger RNA. RefSeq lists its product as uncharacterized. The record is from RefSeq and is a predicted model, not a curated record. Lineage: Eukaryota; Viridiplantae; Streptophyta; Magnoliopsida; Fabales; Fabaceae. The transcript is spliced from 12 exons. The coding region runs from base 98 to 1450 and encodes 450 amino acids.
GUUAGAGUUAAGAUAAUUUAAGGCAAAUUUGAGUCUGAAAAAUCCAUCAAAAGCUGAAACACAAGCGAAGAUAAGGAGGGAAGAGCAGCCAGCAAGAAUGCACGCCAUCUCUGCAUAUCCUGCGCUUCCUAUUCGAGCUUCCAUUCCAAUGGCUACAGUUCGCUGUGCCUCUCGCCUCUCCAUUCCUGUCAACGUUAACACCAUUCGUCCUCGCUUAGCCAGUCCCUUCGUACCAGAGGUUGUGGAAGCAGUGGAUGCAUUGCAUUCAGAGUUCAGGGCUGUGGAUAAUUUGGUUGCGUGCAAUACCACUCGUGUAUUGAAAGCUUUUCAGAAUUCUCGAGUUGGAUCUCAUCACUUUGCUGGUUGCACUGGUUAUGGUCAUGAUGAAGCUGGGGGACGUGAGGCACUUGACCAAGCCUUUGCCGAAAUUUUUGGAGCUGAGUCAGCUAUUGUUCGUUCACAGUUCUUCUCAGGUACUCAUGCUAUCACAUGUGCUUUAUUUGCAUUCCUGAGGCCUGGGGAUGAGCUUUUGGCAGUUGCUGGUGCUCCCUAUGACACUUUAGAGGAAGUAAUUGGGAAAAGGGACUCUGGUGGACUGGGUUCCAUCCAAGAUUUUGGGGUGGAGUACCGAGAAGUUCCACUUGCGGAGGAUGGUGGACUCGACUGGAAUGCGCUGAUGGUUUCUAUCAAACCCAAAACAAAAUGUGCUCUAAUACAGAGAUCGUGUGGUUAUUCAUGGCGUCGAAGUUUGAGUGUUAAUGAGAUUGGGAGGGCAAUAGAAAUAAUCAAAAUGCAAAAUCCUGGCUGUUUAGUCAUGGUUGACAAUUGCUAUGGUGAGUUUGUGGAAAGCAUUGAACCUCCCAUGGUGGGUGCAGAUUUGAUCGCAGGCAGUCUGAUUAAGAAUCCUGGUGGAACGAUUGCACCAUGUGGUGGAUAUGUUGCUGGGAGAAAAAAAUGGGUUGAAGCAGCUGCAGCCCGUCUUUCUGCGCCCGGGCUCGGUAUGGAUUGUGGUUCAGUCCCUGGUGAUAUCAUGCGAGCCUUUUUCCAAGGAUUAUUUCUUUCACCUCAAAUGGUUGGUGAAGCAAUCAAGGGUUCCUUUCUGAUUGCUGAAGUUUUGGCAUCUAAAGGCUAUAAAGUGCAGCCACUCCCACGUGUCCCCCGUUAUGAUACUGUUCAGGCCGUGCAGCUUGGAAGCCGUGAGCGUCUCCUUGCUUUCUGUGAGGCUGUUCAGAGAAGCUCUCCGGUUGGUUCAUAUACCAAACCAAUAGCGGGUACUACUCCUGGAUAUGCAUCUGAGGUGAUCUUUGCUGAUGGAACCUUUAUUGAUGGGAGUACUAGUGAGCUUUCAUGUGAUGGACCUCUUAGAGAGCCAUUUGCUGUAUUUUGCCAGGGUGGCACUCAUUGGACUCAAUGGGGCUUAGUUCUGGGAGAAGUUUUGAAAUCUAUAUGAUGGAGUGUAAAUAUCAGUCACUUAGUUCAUACAAAAUAUUGUUAUGUGGCCUUAAGAGGACAAUGGACAUGGUUCAGGUUGGUGCAAAUGCAAAGAAUAAACAAGUAUUACUUGCACAUAACAAGAUCACUGGGUUCUAUUCUAGAUUGUGCAGGUUUUGAUAUGUAUGUAGUUGUCAACCUCAUUGAAAGAGCUUCUUUUAGAAGUCUUCUUCUCUGGUAGAUUAAUAGCUUGUAAAGGGUUGAACACAAUCUUUUUUUUUUUUUGAAAGAAGGUUGAACACAAUCUUUGAAAGUAAAAUUGGUAACUUUUUUUUAAAAAAGUA